Penicillium roqueforti is the source of this 675-nucleotide messenger RNA. RefSeq lists its product as uncharacterized. The transcript has 5 exons. The record is from RefSeq and is a predicted model, not a curated record. Lineage: Eukaryota; Fungi; Ascomycota; Eurotiomycetes; Eurotiales; Aspergillaceae. Gene Ontology annotation, cellular component: plasma membrane. Gene Ontology annotation, molecular function: acetate transmembrane transporter activity. The coding region runs from base 1 to 675 and encodes 224 amino acids.
AUGAGCAGUGACCCAGACGCGAAUGACAACGUCGACAUGAUCGAGCAUGUCCGCACGAAUGCCAGCAUCGCCAUUCCUCUUGAGGUUUUUGAGAGGCGAUACCUUAGCCUCAAUAUUCCAAAUGCAAACUGGUAUAAGCGUCUCGGUAACCCAACACCUCUCGGACUUGUUGGAUUUUUAAUGGCAGCGAGCCCUUUCGCAUGUGCUCUCUUGGGCUGGGGCGGAGCAGGAGGCGGAGGUGUUGCGACUAUAGGAUUCUCGUAUUUCUUUGGCGGCGUACUUCAACUUAUCGCGGCAGUUCUCGAGUUUAUCCUGGGAAGCACUUUUCCUUCCGUCGUAUUUGGCUCUUUUGGGGCAUUCUGGGUGGCUCUCGGCGCCACACAAACCCCUAAUUUCAACGCCCAGGCUUUUUUCGAAAAUGGUGAAAAUGGUGUGGAUAUGAGCGAAUAUUACGCUAGCUUUGCAUUUGGGCUGAUCUUCCUGGCUGUCCUCGUUUCCAUAUACACGAUUUGCGCAACCCGCCUUAACAUCGUCUUUUUUUGUCUUUUUUUCACCCUCACCUUUUCUGUGAUAUGUCUUGCCGCGUCAUACUGGUGUAUGGCACAGGGGAAGGCUUUAGCUGGAGAACGGCUGACAAAGGUAUUUGCAUCCCGAAAGAGACCCGAGAUUCCUUGA